Molecule: messenger RNA, 1293 nt
Organism: Aspergillus steynii IBT 23096
Lineage: Eukaryota; Fungi; Ascomycota; Eurotiomycetes; Eurotiales; Aspergillaceae
Exons: 2
Coding region: 1-1293 (430 amino acids)
Source: RefSeq, a predicted model, not a curated record
AUGAAGCGCAAAGCAGAGGAUGAACCGCUAGGAUCGGAGACGCAUCCUGCAAAACAACCUUUCCCAGAGCGGGAUACCGUUCCACUUCCGCUGAUUCAGGAAAACCUGUCCCUGCUAGAGCUCGAGACAAGGGGUCCGAAGAUCAAUCUCUUCUCGGGGCCCGAGGCAAGGUACCGCGGACAGGGGGGCCCGUGGAGCCCGACGGCAGCUAGGAAUGCGACAAGGCUGGACGGGCAUGUCCCCAACAUUCCGAUAUCGAUAUCAUCACUGUCGAGCACAAGGUCGUCUUCGCCGUCUCCGCAGAAGCAAAGAGGCUUCUUGAAACAAAAUGACUCGACAUAUCGCACCAAUACGCUGUUUCGCGCCAGCAUCUUCAUCGAUGCGGAGAUGCCGAGGCCAGUCCGAGAGCUGGUCAGUAGUGUGCUAGAUGUUUCGAACUCUUCACCCAUGGAGACCACGGAUCUAGCAUCGAAGCUUCAGCGCGAAUCGAUCGAGUUGGCGGCGUUGCAAGCUGGGAAAGCUGAAUGGACGGAGAUCUUCCAUGAUGUGAUCAAGGACCUCAAGUCCCCGGACCUCCUGUCCGUCCGAAAUAGAGAUUGGCGUGGUGAUGUCAAACCUGAAGUCCACCAGCCGGCCGACACAGUUCUCCCCGUGUGGGGAGAAUCCGCGCCGGCUUCAUCUUCGGGACAGCAUUUAGGCGCGACAUUCUCCUUAAGAAACUCUCGACCAGAUGUUUCCGUAGGAAUCGCCGAUGCAGCGCUCGCAUCCGUAUUGCGGCCCGCCCGAGGCGACAAUGCGCGAUUCUUCCUAAAUGACCUCCAAGACACCGAGGCCCUCAUCAGCGACCCCGGUCUGGCCCGGUUGCAUCUACGCUUCCCAUUCUUUGUCAUCGAAGCCAAAUCAGGUGCCGCCGGCGGCAAUCUGUACCAAGCACAGAACCAGUCGGCUGUCAGCGGAGCAUCCGCGAUAAACAUCCUAAAAGGUGUAACCGAGCUUUACGAAUUGGAGUACCCCAAGCGCCACGGUGGGAAGGAGGCGCAUUCGACUGUUGACCUUCCCCUACUAGCCUUUUCCAUGACUACUGAGGGCCCUGUUUGUGAGAUCUGGGCCCAUUUCUGGGACCCAACGAGGAAGGGAUACUGCAUGACUAAUAUGGGCAUUUGGCGAACAACCAGUGAGGCUGGUGCUCGCGAGGUGGUUUCAAGAAUUGCUCGUAUCUUGAGAUGGGGCUCUGGUGGCCUUAAACAUGCCAUCACCGAACGACUCGCCAAUUUAUACAAGAUUUGGUCUUAA